AUGUCCAAUUCAAAGCAAGUAACGACACCCACGCCGUCGUGGCCAUCCAGCGGCGAGGCCAGCAAAGGCGGGCUUACUUUUGCUCGACGAGGAGAGCAGGUCGACGAUACCACCGUCGCUGGUGACGUGUCCGGUUACGACGCAGAACGCAUGCGAGCUCGAUCUCUUCUGACGGCCGAGGAGGAGAAGAAGCUCAUGAGGCGAGUUGACUGGAGGCAAUUGGUUUACCGCAGGAUGAUGACCGUUUGUUCACUGCUCUUUCUCAUGAAAAACAUCGACGCCGACAACAUCUCGAACGCGAGAAUUAUGAACAAGGGAACACCGAGAAACAUCAUGACGCAGCUGAAUAUGACUUCGGACGAGUACAACCUGCUGAACGUGCUCUAUUAUGUUCCCUAUAUCGUUCUCGAAGCACCUUCGAACCUCUUGUUGAAGCGGCUGAGGCCAAGCGCAUGGCAGUCGAGGAUCAUGAUCUCCUGGGGCAUCGCGCUGCUCUGCCACGUUCCCGUAACCAACAAAGGUGGGAUCUACGCCACCCGUUUUCUUCUUGGAGCAUUCGAAGCGGGAAUGUUUCCAGGCGUCAUAUUGCAGAUGACAUACUGGUACAGGCCCGAUGAGAUGUCUAUACGCCUCCUUUACUUCUAUGUGCUCGGGAACCUGUCCGGAAUAUUCAGUGGCAUUCUUGCCUUUGCAUUCGACACUGUAUCAGGAACUGCUGGCCUGUCGGGAUGGCAAUGGCUCUUCCUAGUGGAGGGCAUUCUCACUCUUAUUCUCGGAGCUACAGUCUAUUUCCUGCUUCCCGACUUCCCCCCCACAGCCCAAUGGUUGUCGGACAAAGAAAAGGCGUUCAUCCAAGCUCGUCUUCCGUCCAACGCGCCCAGAGCCGAAGAGGUGAACUUCAACCUCUCCGAAAUAUUCGACUCUCUUAAGGACCGCCGGCUCUGGCUCUUCACCCUAAUUUGGGCCACGUUCACCGUCGGAACUUCAGGUGUCCGAUUCUACCAGCCCACGGUUAUCGCCAACCUCGGUUUCACCACGAUCGCGAGGGCCCAACUCCUCAACCUGCCCAUCUCUCUGCUGUCCAUCUUCGUCAUUGGAGCGACGGGUUUCUUCGCUGACAAGGGCCUCAUACCGCGGCCACUGUACCCCCUCGGCGUCUUUGCCGUCAUCCUGGCCUGCUACGGGGUAUUGGUGGCGUAUCCCUCCAAUGGGGCUGUCUAUACCGCCACACUCAUCGGGAAUGCUUUCACAGCGGCCUUCUUCCCACUCAUGUGGCCCUGGCGUGUUCAGACGACGUCGCGGGCCACCGGCUCGGCAUUCAGCAUCGGUUUCGUCAACAGUUACGGACAGAUCGGCGGCGCCCUCGGACCACAGAUCUUCCGAUCCAAGUACGCCCCGCGUUACCGGACCAGUUUCGCGGUGGCCAUGGCCCUGGUGGGGUGUUGCGCCAUCGUCACGCUCGUCACCUGGUGGGUUACGCGAAAGACGGAGGCGGACACGCGCCGGCUGAAGAGGGCGAGAGUUCACGCCGAGCGCCAAGGUCUUGCAGUACUGGAUGAUGUUGUUGACCGAGAUCUGAACAAGAAGCGUAGCGAUGAUGGGGAAAGUGCCUAGUUGCCGAGGGCGGCGAGGCAAAAUAUCUAGCUACAUCAUAAGGUUGUCUUUAUGAAGUUGGUAACGGUACGCUGAAAGACUCACAAGAUGAAACUUCGAGGGACAGUCCUUAUUUACAAGAAAGUCUCUGAACCCCAAGCGACGAAGGCUGCAAACAACAUCAUAUCGACAAGUAUUUUGGCAGAAUUCGCCCCUGGCCAGAGGAAUCC
Colletotrichum destructivum is the source of this 1823-nucleotide messenger RNA. Its product is annotated as Putative major facilitator superfamily, MFS transporter superfamily. NCBI's taxonomy places the organism in Eukaryota, Fungi, Ascomycota, Sordariomycetes, Glomerellales, Glomerellaceae. Gene Ontology annotation, cellular component: membrane. Gene Ontology annotation, molecular function: transmembrane transporter activity. Gene Ontology annotation, biological process: transmembrane transport. The coding region runs from base 1 to 1614 and encodes 537 amino acids. The transcript is spliced from 7 exons. The record is from RefSeq and is a predicted model, not a curated record.